Molecule: messenger RNA, 1758 nt
Organism: Suillus plorans
Lineage: Eukaryota; Fungi; Basidiomycota; Agaricomycetes; Boletales; Suillaceae
Exons: 4
Coding region: 1-1758 (585 amino acids)
Source: RefSeq, a predicted model, not a curated record
AUGAGCGACCAGAAUCAAUUGGGGGACUCACGGUCGGGUCCUCCACACAUCAAGACACCCAACGAACCAAACGCUACGGAACGCCCGGGCCGAUCCCGUGGCAAAAUAAGUCAGUUUCUGGGGAAGGUCACGAAUGGUGCGAUAAAAAAGGUUUCACGCUCGAACUUGAAGGAUUCACGCAGCCGCGACCCUGUUCUCCCGAACGUCGAUCGUGAAGAGACGCAGAUAGGCACCUUCAAAAUGAGCACGCAGUAUAAGGAGCUUGUGUCAUCAACGAUCACGCAUGUAGACUUGCACAUCGAGCACAUCGAAGAAGUGGUCAAGAAAUACCUACAAUAUGCCAUGCUAUCACACAGGUGGGAAGGGAGGGAGCCGCUGCUGCAGGAUAUCCAGGGCAAGUGUGUGUACGACUCGGAGUUGGAUCCAGUUGGCGGCAUGACGAAGCUGCGGUCGUUCUGCAAAACUGCUCGUGAUGCGGGGUAUAACUGGGCAUGGAGCGAUACAUGCUGCAUCGACAAGAGCAGUAAUGUCGAAGUCCAAGAAUCGGUUAACUCCAUGUUCGUAUGGUAUCAUCAUUCCGCGCUCACGAUCGUCUACCUGUCUGAUGUUCCGCCUUCGUCAAAGUCUGGCGGACUGGCAAAGAGCGCUUGGAACACGCGCGGAUGGACGUUUCAGGAGUUCGUCGCUCCCAAAGUUAUUCUCUUUUAUCAGAACAAUUGGACUCUUUAUCGUAAUGAUCAUACUCCCAACCACAAGGAUUCCAUCGCAAUCAUGCAGGAGAUAAAGGACGCGACGGGUAUAGACCGACCAGCCGUUGUGGCCUUCCGUCCCAGUAUGCAUAACGCGCGAGAAAAACUUCAUUGGGCGUCAACCCGCGUUACCACUCGUCAGGAAGACAUCGCAUACUCGUUGUUUGGCGUCCUUGACGUCCGCCUGCGUGUAGAUUAUGGUGAGAAGCAGGACAAGGCUCUCGGGCGGCUCCUGCAGGAGAUCGUGGCUCGGUCGGGCGAUAUCAGUAGCCUUGAUUGGGUCGGAACACCAUCAGAGUUCAACAGCUGUCUACCAGCCUCCAUCACUUCAUACGAAGCUCCACCAUGCCAGCUACCACCCCUACCCGAGGAAGAAAUUCAGCCAUCGGUUUCUUCGCUGCGAAAGACGGCGGCUGCUGAUUUCGCUUCGGACCUUUAUACCCUGCUUCGGAACACGAGCGCCCCUCGCUUCGCAGCACAGAGACUGCAUCUACCUUGUCUUGCAUUCAAUGUCACGGAAGUCAGACGCCGGAUGGGUAGUCUAACCCCGGAAAGUCAUCUCACGUAUGAAGUGAAGACAGACGGACUUCACGAUUUACUUAUCACCACCGCAGAGACCCUGGUUCAGUUCUGGCCGGCAAGGCCCACUGAGCGAAAAUUUGUCGUUAUCCGUCCCUGGGAUCGGUCUCUCCUGGAGCUACCUGGAUUUUCAACACCAUCUAACUAUAAAAACAAUGCGGAGAGUGAGGAGGAUUAUGGAACGCCACCUUCUCCAUCAGACGACUGGUCUGGUGGUUCUCCUGUAAAACAGGGGAUGCCUGACCUAAUACAAUCACGAGCAUUGCGGUUGCUUGUUCGCCUUGGACAGCCUUUUGGCGCAUUUUUGCUGGCGCAGCAGCGCAGUGGAGAAUACAAGAGGAUCGCGACGGAUUAUGAUAUCAUUGGACAAAUCCAGGACGUGGUUUCUGUUGGAGACUUGAUGGACAUCAGGACCAUAGAAAUAUUGUAG